AAAUAGUUUUCUUUUGUUCUGAGGGAGCCAGGCGGGCGGUGGGGUGGAAGGGGGAGUGAGUUGGCCACAGGCACCUGUUACAUAGGCUUGGCUUACUGGGUUCAGCUCCUGUGGGUUUGGUUCUGGUUGGUUUCCGUUUGGGUCUGGAGCGCAACUCUGGCUGGUGGCACCAGGAGUCUUUAACAAAUUUAUUUUUCAGCAACGGAGAGGUAGAUGUAACUGGCAGAGCAUCUUUUUUUAGCACCUUCUCCAAAGCGUCCUUCCCAUCAGCAAACCUUGGUAAAAAUGACUCCAUCUGGCUGGUUUGCAGACAUUUAUUUUGCUUUUUAAAAAUUGGCCCCUACUUCCAUUUGUCCAAACGGUCACCAAGGUCUGCAGUUUUGAGAUCUCCAAGUUCAUGGUCUCAGGGCCCCGCUUUUGCUAAAACUGCCUCUUUAGCUCCUUGGCACUGGACCCCGUGGAGGCGAGUUUGUGUUUAUGUCAAGGUCUGCCCAGUGCAGUUACCGCUUCACUGUGGUGUGCUCUGGUUGCAUCCUGAUAUUUCUGCAGAUGAUCCUACGUGUGUGUGGAGGAGGGAGGGGGUUACAUAAGCAUUUCUGAAGCUUUAGCCUGUGUCCUUCAUUUCUCCCACUUUGCAGCGGUUGUCUUGAUUAUUGGGCAGUGUGACCUACAGAGAGAGGAAACCCAGAGUCAAAAGCAAAAUUCCAGGCCGGAAUCUGGUUUUUGAAGCCAGGCCAGAGGAGACCUGGGCUUGGCCGUCCCUGAGACAUGCCAUCGCUUUGCAAACUAACCCGGGGAUAGCUGGGAGCAUGGCCACCCUGCUUCACGACGCAGUCAUGAAUCCAGCAGAAGUCGUGAAGCAACGCAUGCAGAUGUACAACUCGCCACACCGGUCGGCCCUCAGCUGCAUCCGGACAGUGUGGGGGACGGAGGGCUUGGGGGCCUUCUACCGGAGUUACACCACGCAGCUGACCAUGAACAUUCCCUUCCAGUCCAUCCACUUCAUCACCUACGAGUUCCUGCAGGAGCAGAUCAACCCCUACCGGGGCUACAACCCGCAGUCACACAUCAUCUCAGGCGGGCUGGCCGGCGCCCUGGCCGCCGCCGCCACCACCCCCCUGGACGUCUGUAAGACCCUCCUCAACACUCAGGAGAACAUGGCCCUCAACCUGGCCAACAUCAGCGGCCGCCUGUCGGGCAUGGCCAACGCCUUCCGGACGGUGUACCAGCUCAACGGCCUGCCCGGGUACUUCAAAGGCGUGCAGGCCCGCGUCAUCUACCAGAUGCCGUCCACUGCCAUCUCCUGGUCCGUCUAUGAGUUCUUCAAGUACUUCCUCACCAAGCACAAGCUGGAGAAUCGAACUCCCUACUAAAGGAGCGGGCUGCGGGAAGCAACGCCGGCGUCUUCGAUUGUGCAAAGGCUUUCUCCCUGCCUGCGCCCGCUCCCCUGCCCUCACACCAAGAUUACUGGGGCACAGGGUUGGCAGGAGGGGCCUUCCGCGCGCCCUGACCCCUUCUUAGAAGGAGGAGAGGACGGACAGCCGUUUACCCGAUGGCCAUCCGCCGGGACAUACCAGGUGAUAGCAGGUGGGGGCAAGGCCAGCGGGGCAGCGAGAAAUCGCUGUUUCUCGUCCUCCCCCCAGAGUGAUGUAGCUUUUCCUGCAGUGUAGCACCUCCUCCCCUAGAAUCGUCCAUAGAUCACACAGGAGGGAAGAACGUGCGCAGUGACUGAAAACAUUAAAGAGGAAAAAAAAAGUUAUGUAUAUAAAAGUUCCAGUACACAGUAUAAAAUAGAUGGAUAAUGUUUAUCCUUUAUUUUUCUAUGUAGAAGUUUUUGAAUUUGAGUGUGUGCCUGUGCGUGUGUACAAGCAAGUGUUACAGCUGAGAAUAUAAAGCUGUUUAAAAAAAAAAAAAUAGUAAGAGGGCUGAAUUUUUCCAUCAGGUUAAGUCAAAGGGCACCAAAGUAGUGCGUUGCUCCAUGUGGCCUAAAAUUGUGUUGAGCUCCCCAUGGAAGUUCCACUUGAAUGUAAAAUAAUAAGUAUAAGGUUUAUAUUUUGAAUUUCUCUUUUUAUAAGGGAAAAAGGUACGUUGAAAAAAAUAAUAUUUUUAGCUACUUUUUUUUAAAUCCUUAUUCAAUCAGUCACCGUCCUGUGCCUUUUCCCUUUGUCUUUUGCUGGAAAUUCCAGGACCAAAGAUCGGACCCUGGGGCUUUUCCUCUCGCUGUGAGCUCACCCCCCGCCACACACACACAUACUGGGCGGCAGGCAAGGCUCACACUGGAACACAGUGGCCCCCGGUGGAAUUCGGGUGGCUGGUCUUCCUGAAAGCAUUCCCUUCCCGUGUGGGUGAGGUGAAGGUACGCCUCUCAGGGCGAGCACUUAGAAGCCCUUGAAAUACCAGUGCUUGGCUGCUUGUUGGGCAGGCAAAUAGGAUCAGUCCUACCUUGAUCCUUGGACUUCGUUCUCCAUCCACCUUUUAACCCAGGCACUUCAGGCAUUCUUGUCUGUGUUGGACUCAGUCCUGAUCUCUGCUUCCCUGUGCAGUUUUAGGGAUUUUAAGAAACACAGGCAGUGCAUCUACAGCAUUUAUCUGUUUCCCCUGCCCAUCACGAAUGUCUCCCUUAGAGAGCCUCUCACCGCCCAGGUCUCCCUAGCAGCUGCUGAAAGGACCUGGGCCCUUGUGCACGGUCAGGAUGUCUCUUGAACCAUCUUCAACCUUGUGUGGUACACACCGCCUGGAAACAUGCCGCCUUGUUUUCUGCAGUGGCACAUUUGAGCCAGGUUAUCCCUGGAGCAAAUACAAGCCUGUUUCCUUCAGCCACGCCUUCCCAGGCCUCUCUCCGAGACCCAGCAGCUUCACAGUUUUCUUUUAAAAUGCGUAGGAAGCAACUGUUUUCAUUCUGACCCAGCCUGGUCCUGACCGUGACCUUUGGCCCUUUGCCUUAGGCAGGGUCCCUGUUGUGCAUUGUCACUGGGCUCAGACCCAGGCUCCUUGAGGUGCCCUCAUUCUCAGGAAGAACUCGGGUGGUCCUGGGACAUUAGCAUCUUGAGACCUCGCACACUCUGCCUCCCAGAAUAGUGUGCAGGUUCCGGACAGCAGAGACCCAUGUCAGACAGCUCCCACACAUGCCCGAUGAACAGGGUCUUCUCCUGGGCUGGGAGGUUUGGCUGCUGACCUGUCCCCUCUCAGAGGUAGCCCCCACCCCCAUCUCCCCAGUGGAAGUCUGUUGCAACAAGCUUCCAUCCCACUCAGGGAUGCAGAAUGCCCACGGAGAUCAAGCUUCUGGGGGAAAUGUUUACGUCUCUCUAAACAUACCCCUAAACAUACCCUCUGUUAGUGUUAACGUUUGGCAAAUGGAAGAAAGACCAGGUCGAAUUCUGAAAUAAUUAUCCAGCCUCCCCUCCUUGUCCACUUCAGAUACACCACCGUGCUGCAGAAUAUUCCUUAUUUCUUAAGGAUGAGUGUGCCUGUUGAAUACAAAUGUACUGCUGCUGCUUAACCUGUGAGAUGCAUGGUGUAUGUUACCGUGGUGGGCCAGUGUCGUUUCUUAAAUUGCCCGUUGUAAAUAUCAUGGUUUCUGCCUCUCAAAUCAUCGCCAACUCUUGGAAGAAGGGGAGAAAUGUGUGUUUCUGUGUGGGGAUGUUUCUGAUGUGCUGCUACAGUCAAGACACUGGAGCUAUGGAAAAUAAAGCCUUGAUCUUUGAA
Dama dama (fallow deer) is the source of this 3705-nucleotide messenger RNA. RefSeq names its product solute carrier family 25 member 37 (gene SLC25A37). NCBI's taxonomy places the organism in Eukaryota, Metazoa, Chordata, Mammalia, Artiodactyla, Cervidae. Gene Ontology annotation, cellular component: mitochondrial membrane. The transcript has 3 exons. The record is from RefSeq and is a predicted model, not a curated record. Gene Ontology annotation, molecular function: ferrous iron transmembrane transporter activity. Gene Ontology annotation, biological process: iron import into the mitochondrion. The coding region runs from base 810 to 1373 and encodes 187 amino acids.